CAACGAAAAUGCGGGCGCGAUACGUCGUGGCAGUACUGACUAGCUUAUUAGUGGUCACGGACGAGGCGCCGCAAGACGUCAGGCACAAAAACCACGAGGAACAUCCGCGGGAAGCUUACUUCAACGGCUCGGCGUUCCUGAAGCUGAGCUCGUUCGUCUCGGUGCACCGGCACAGCGGUCUGAGCUUUCGUACGUGCGAUGGCGGCCGACUUUUCACCCAGAAAUACAACGACGACUCGAUCAGCCUCGACGUGACCCCGGAGGGGCUGGUCUUCGUGGCCAUCGUCGACCAGCAACGUUACAAGGCGCGACUGAACUCCAGGCUGCUGAACAACGCCUGGCAGAACGUGAAUCUGUUCUUCAGGCUCGGGAACUUGACUCUGAACGCGGCUGGUCACACGCAGGUAAUAGCUAACGCGACCUACAAUGCGGCAGUUCUUACCCUGCCCGACUACGACAUGAAUGGAUCUCUCAUCGUGGGAGAAGGAUUCAGGGGAUGUAUCCUCCAAGGUCCUGGCUUUCUUUUUAACGACACUAUCAACAAUGGAGCCGUCUUCGGUCCCUGUCCCGCGGAAAAUAAAGGAUGUGGUACCAGCGGACUCGGAGGUGGUGUAGGACCGAGCGCGAUCACCACCAUGGAUUUCUGCCAUCACGAGCCAUGCAUGAUGCAUGGCAAGUGCGUGUCACGGCAGGAUCGUUACGAGUGCCACUGUUACGCCCGAUAUUCCGGCAACAACUGUCAAAUUGACAAUGGUCCGCCGUGUUUGAACAACCCGUGCCGAAACGGCGGCACCUGCAACGAGGAUCAGAAAGGGGACUUCAGUUGCGCGUGCAAACCCGGGUUCACCGGGAGCUUCUGCGAGUCGCAGCUAGGCGUGCGUCUCUGCGAGCAGAACCCGUGCAGGAACGAUGGUGUUUGCCUGGCAUUGACCGACAGCGAGUACAAAUGCGACUGCCUACCUGGAUGGACGGGGAAGAACUGCGAGACCAAUAUCAACGAGUGCUCCUCGAAUCCUUGUAGAAACGGCGGUGCUUGCAUCGACGGAAUCAACAACUACACCUGCCUCUGCGAUAGGACAGGAUACGAGGGUCUGAACUGUGAGAUCGACAUCGACGAGUGUCUGGCGAAUCCCUGUCUGAACAACGGGAUCUGCUACGACAACUACGGCGGCUACAUCUGUCACUGUCCGUACGGUUUCGAGGGUCAGAACUGCGAGUUGAAUCUGAACGAGUGCCUGUCGCAUCCGUGCAUGCACGGCGGCGAUUGCGUCGACGACGUCGGCUCCUAUCACUGCAAUUGCCCGACUGGAUACGCUGGCAGGCACUGCGACCUCAGGAGCCUCUGCGAGAACGCCGCCUGUCCGCAGAACAGUAUCUGCGUGGAGGAUGCACACGGGCCCCAGUGCGUUUGUAAUCCUGGCUUUAUGGGCAAUCCACCGAACUGCACUGUCAAUUAUUGCGCAAGUAAUCCAUGCGUCAACGGUGGCACCUGCACCAGCAACAAGGACGGGUAUAAUUGUACUUGCCCGCCUGAAUGGAAGGGAGCGACAUGCCUCUCGGCCGCAUCGGAAUGGUGUUCCGCCUGUUACAACGGCGGCAGUUGCCUCGAGAUCCGUUUCGGUAUCAUGUGUCAAUGCCCGCGAUUCUGGACCGGGCCCCAGUGCAAGGAACCGAUCACCUGUCGCGAUCUACCGUGCAAACAAGCUUCCGCUUGCCACGAUUAUCCGGGCGGCUAUUAUUGCACCUGCGAACCAGGAUGGACAGGCCCGGAGUGCUCCCUGGACGUGGACGAGUGCUCCAGCGAUCCGUGCCGCAACGCUGGCAUCUGCAUCGAUCAACUGAAUGGCUACUACUGUCAAUGUCUUCCGGGAUACACUGGAAAGAACUGUCAGAUCAACGUCGACGAGUGCCUGUCGCAGCCCUGUCAAAAUGGCGGCACGUGCAUCGACCGGAUCAACGGUUACACCUGCAACUGCACGAAGGACUACAUGGACGAGAAUUGCGAGCGUGAAUACAACGCGUGCGCCCUGAAUCCUUGCCAGAACAACGGUAACUGCACGCUGAUGUCUAGAUCGCGACGGGAAUUCGUCUGCGAGUGUCCGCCCGGCUUCGAGGGCAAGAUCUGCGACAUAAACGUAGACGAUUGCGUCGACGUGAUAUGCCCGGAUGGGAAGAUCUGCGUCGACGGAAUCGCUGGUUACGAAUGCAAGUGCCACGAGGGCUACAGGGACCCAAAUUGCACCCUGAUCGUUGACCAUUGCGCGGCGAAACCGUGCAACAACGGCACCUGCAUCGAUCUCGGAGAACGUGGUUUCGAAUGCAACUGCAAGGACGGCUUUCAAGGAGAGCUCUGCGAGGACGAUGUGAACGAAUGCGAGGUGAAAGGCAGCUCGCUGUGCAACAACGGUAUCUGCGUGAACAGGGACGGCAGCUACAACUGCUUCUGCACGCCAGGCUUCUCCGGUGACCAUUGCGAUAUCAACAUCGACGAGUGCCUGUGCGGACCCUGCAAGAACAACGCGACCUGCAUCGACGGUAUCAACACGUUCGAGUGUCAAUGCCCGCCCGGCUACUCCGGCAAGACCUGCGACGUGGACGUGAACGAGUGCGAGAGUAAUCCCUGCCUGAAUGGCGCGAUCUGCGUCGACGAGAUCGCCAGCUACGCGUGCACCUGUUCGCCCGGCUUCAGCGGAAUUAAUUGCGAGGUUAACAUCGACGACUGCGAGUCCUCGCCAUGCUUAAAUCACGGCCGGUGCAUCGACGGUAUAAACAAUUACACGUGCGACUGCAGCGACACCGGGUUCGAAGGUGCCCGCUGCGAGAAGAACAUCGACGACUGCCGCUCGGAGCCGUGCACGAACGGCGCUCUAUGUAUAGACGAUAUCAAAAACUACAAGUGUCAAUGUUACGCCGGCUAUACUGGCAAAAAUUGCGAGGUUGAUGUAAACGAAUGCGAAAGCUCGCCUUGCCAAUACAAUGGCACUUGUCUCGAGCGAUCGAACAGGGAAUUGUACAAGAGCGACGCGUUGAUGUUACCUUUGAUCUUCAAUCAGGAAUUCAGCUAUGCAAACGCGAGCGGUUACGAGUGUCUCUGCGUGCAAGGCGUGACAGGGAAAAAUUGCGAGGUGAACAUCAACGAGUGCGAUAGCAGUCCUUGUCAGGCCGGUACCUGCGUGGAUCGUAUCGGUGGGUACACCUGCGAGUGCGACGAGGGUUACGAGGGCGAUCAUUGUCAGCAUGAUAUCGACGAGUGCAAACGGUACACGCCCUGCGAGCACGGUGCCUGUACGGAUGGCAGAGCCGACUACACGUGCACUUGCGAACCAGAGUACGGCGGAAAGAAUUGUUCGGUGGAGCUGAUUGGUUGUCAAGGGAACGCGUGUCAAAACGGCGGCACGUGCUGGCCGUAUCUCGUCGACGAGACAAUACAUAAAUUCAACUGCACCUGUCCGAAUGGGUACCACGGGGAAAUCUGCGAUUACGAGAAGGUAACAACGAUGUCCUUGAGCGGCAGUUCGUAUGUCCUGGUGAACACCAGCCGUGACGAAGGCUACGACAUACAGUUCCGUUUUCGUACGACCCUGCCGAACGGGUUGCUCGCUAUCGGAAAAGGAUCGACGUUCUAUAUUCUGGAGCUUGUCGACGGCAAAUUGAAUCUGCACUCGAGCCUCUUGAACAAGUGGGAGGGGGUGUUCAUCGGUGGCGAUCUGAACGAUUCCACUUGGCAAAAAGUGUUCGUCGCGAUCAACACCACUCAUUUGGUGCUCUCGGCUAACGAGGAACAGACGAUUUAUCCGAUCAGCCUGAACGAGGGCUCGAAUUCCAAUCAUACGUCAUUUCCGAUGACCUACGUCGGCGGCACUACCAACUACCUACGACGAUUAACCCACGGUCCAUCUUUCUUUGUGGGAUGCACCGAGGACGUUGUAAUUAAUGGCGAAUGGGUAUAUUCCGGCACGUCGUCGAAAACUGUGUACAUGGAAGACGUUGAACCGGGUUGCCCUCGGGAGGCGCAAUGUUCACCGAAUCCCUGUAAAAAUGGUGGACACUGUACGGACCGUUGGCGUGAUUUCUCCUGCAAAUGCGAGCGACCAUAUCUAGGUCACACCUGUCAAUACAAUAUGACGGCGGCCACAUUCGGAUACGAGAACAUCACGAACGGAUACGUGACAGUGAAGGUGACCGAUAUGGCGCGAAGCGCGGUCAGAUCGAUCGUCGACAUUUCUAUGUUCAUCCGCACGAGACAAGACAGAGGUGACAUAUUUUAUCUGGGCUCGGAGCCGAGCUCGCAGACAGAUUACAAGCCUCAGGAGAAAACGUAUAUAGCCGCUCAGCUGGAGGGCGGUGAAUUACUCGUUCGGAUUCAAUUCAACGGCAUAGAGGCCUACACGGUCGGUGGAGUGAAACUUAACGACGGUAACAACCACCUGAUACAGGUGAUCAGAAACGUGACGUUGGUUCAAGUGAAGAUAAAUGGAACUGAAUAUUUCCGUAAGACUAUCAGCGCUACCGGUCAAUUGAACGUGACCGUUCUGUACUUGGGAGGUCUACCACAGGCGUCCAGGUACAUACGUCAAGUCGACAAUCGGCAGAUAGAAGUGCCGCAAGCCUCGCAGGUGAACUUCAAGGGAAUCAUUCAGGAUGUCCAGAUAUCGAACGGCGUCGAGACCAUGGUCGUUGAAUUCUUCCCUCUGAAGGCAAAUGAUAUUCCCACCCCGAUACAAUUCGGCAACGUCACCUUCGAAUACGACAAAGUCCUGAAGGGCGUAGUCUCGGAUGACGUAUGCGUCAGCAAUCCGUGCAAUCACAACGGUACCUGUCACGUGACAUGGAACGACUUCUGGUGCCAGUGCCCGCGGGGAUAUACCGGCAAGACCUGUCAGGAAAUGGAAUUCUGUCAACUGCAAGAUUGUCCAGCCGGGUCGAAGUGCCAGAAUCUAGACGACGGCUACGAGUGCAUCGCUAACGCUACAUUCGACGGCGUGACCACAUCAUUCACCUACGUUUACAAUCAGGUGGAGGAGAAGAAUGUGACAGACUCGACGAUCGACACGAUCCAGAUCACCUAUCGAUCGAACACCGGCGGUACACUGAUGCAUAUUGCACCUCGAAUCGGCGAUCAACAUUUCACCGUUUCCGUUUACAAGGACAAAGUCACCGUAUCCUGGCGGCUCGACAUGCAGAAUCAGGGUACGCUGGCAUUCGGCAAGGUCGAAGCUGACGGCAACUGGACCUCUAUAAUUUUGAGGUUGAACAACAACUCGAUGGAGUGCGAGUAUGCGAACGCGAACGAGGAUGCUGCCUCGCAUGUUAGCUCGAAUUUCAAUUUCGCUUUGUGGUACGAUCUACUGGUCACCGGCACGGUCACCCUUGGCGGGCUUGGCUCGAAUUUGUCCGAUCGACACAGCUACGUGACAAUCGGUUCUAGUAAACAAAUGCUGGAAAAUAGAAGCGGUAUUCAAGAUAACUCGAUAGACUUUAACGAACGUGUGCUGACCACCGUUUCGCCGCCUCAUAACGUGAUGUCAGGCGAAGCUUUCAAAGGAUGUUUGGGCGAAGUACGAAUAGGCAGCAUGCUGUUACAUUAUUUCACGUACGAAGAGGUCUACCAAAACGCCAACUUCACGCCGUUGGAAUAUCUGGCGAUGCAAGAGAAUAACUCGACGCAUCAUGACAGUAUUGGUUGCCAGCUUUGCUUCGACACGGACUGCAAGAACGGCGGUUCCUGCCUCGAUAUAGCGAGCAGUUACGUUUGCGAAUGUCCCGCCGGUUACACGGAGGACGAUUGUUCCUUCAACAUCGACGAAUGCAUCGACAACAAGUGUGAAAACGAAGCGACGUGUAUAGAUGGGAUAGCUAAUUACACAUGCGUGUGUAACAGCGGAUGGCAAGGAUGGCUAUGCGACAGCGACAUAAACGAGUGCGUGACGCUCAGCCCUUGCCAGCACGACGGUGUGUGCGUGAAUCUUCCCGGUUAUUUCCGGUGCGAGUGCCCGGACCAAUUCACCGGCGAACUGUGCCAGAACUUUCGAUUGAUCACCUGCGAGAACGAGCCCUGCAAAAACGGCGUUUGCACGGAUGUGGUGAACACUCAGACCGGCGACAAUUUCACCUGUACCUGCAUGACCGGCUACGAAGGCUCGGUCUGUAAUGUUCCUUAUUGCAUCGGGCGAAAGUGUCAGAACGGUGGCAGAUGCGAUUUCUUGUAUCAGACACCUAAGUGUACAUGUCCACCUGGUUACUCCGGACUUUAUUGCGAAAUUAAUAUCGACGACUGCGCGCCCGAUGCUGAGGGAAACGUUCCCUGCAAGAACGACGGGAAAUGUUACGACGGCGUAAACAACUUCACCUGCGACUGCACCGAUACUGGCUACACGGGGCCAGAUUGUGCUUACGAUAUAGACGAAUGCGAGGAUCCAACUACGGAUUGCGGCCACGGACGCUGUGAAAAUUUACCAGGAACUUAUCAAUGCAUUUGCGACACGGGUUAUUGUGGAUACAAUUGUGGAAUGAUGGAUCCGUGCAAAGAGGAUUAUUGCCAAAAUGGCGGUACGUGCAAAUGCGGAGAUGACGGCGGAUACAGGUGUCAGUGUACUCCAGAAUACACCGGACAAAAUUGCACAGAGACGGAGAACUUUUUGGGAAGCCAAGCGCUCGAUAUAGCUGUGAUCGUUGGUCCUAUUGUCGGGUGUCUCUUUCUAAUCGCGGCGGGUUCUUUGAUCGCCUUGUUUAUGAUGGCCAGGAAGAAACGAGCGACCCGUGGAACGUACAGUCCCAGCGCUCAAGAGUUCAGUAAUCCCCGUGUCGAGAUGGACAACGUGAUGAAGCCGCCGCCGGAAGAGAGAUUAAUUUAAAAUUUCUCGUGCUGGAGGAACCACGGUACCGUAUAUGUCCCGUGUCCGCGAAUCCUAGUCGUUUGAAAGAAAAACAAAAAAGAAAGAAAACAUGCAACAUAUGCCGCGGUACUCGUCGACGAUUGAAGAGAACGAACUCGAAGGACCGCUUUGGAACGGCAGGUUAAAAAUUACAAGGUUUCAUCGCGUUUUCUAGUCCACGUCCCGUAUCACGGUAUUAUGAAAUUGACCUAAGAAAUUAAGUGAACAAUAUAUGCCAGAUACGAAAAACCGAAUUUUGAAGAGCGACGCUAAAAACGAACCAACGUUAGAGAGCUGUUUCAAUAGCGAUUUCGAGUGUGUCGGUUGAG
This is a messenger RNA of Dufourea novaeangliae, 7204 nucleotides long. RefSeq names its product protein crumbs-like (gene crb). The transcript is spliced from 20 exons. Gene Ontology annotation, molecular function: calcium ion binding. Gene Ontology annotation, cellular component: protein-containing complex; plasma membrane. Bases 9 to 6854 code for a protein of 2281 amino acids. NCBI's taxonomy places the organism in Eukaryota, Metazoa, Arthropoda, Insecta, Hymenoptera, Halictidae. Gene Ontology annotation, biological process: heterophilic cell-cell adhesion; establishment or maintenance of epithelial cell apical/basal polarity. The record is from RefSeq and is a predicted model, not a curated record.